UAGGUUUUAUCAGAGGUUUAGCCUCCUCAUUUAUUUCACUCUGUUUUCUUUGACAAGUAACGUUGCUUUCUUCUAAAAUCCCCAAACCACCUCUGCUAGGGUUACGACGGAAGGAGGAUUGGACAAAAGUUCCGAUUGAAUAGUGGUAAUCUAAUUCAAGAAUUAGGAGGGAGGAAAAUGAGCAAGUCUUCUAAGGGAUCGAGGAAAGUAGAGGAGAGUGAAAGCAACUCUGAGUUUGAGAAUGAUGAAAUGUUAAAUGAGAUGUCGGAUGAUGUUGAGAACUUUGAUGAAGUCAACGAUAGCGAUGACAACAAUGACUGUAGUGACAGUGACGACGACGAUGAUGUUAACCAUUCCAACAACGAAGAUGAAAGUGGAGAACACGAGGAAGAGGAAGACGAGGAAGGAGAUCAAGAAGAAGAAGAAGAAGAAGACCGAGAGAAACUGACUGAGGACCAUAAAAUUGCUGGAAUCGAAGAACUUAAGAAAGAAUAUAUGGAGCUCAAGCACAAGGAACAAGAUCUUUUGGGCAAUCUGAAGCGCCAUAAGGAUGAGGAUCUUCUCAAAGGCCAAGCAGUUAGAAACCAGAAGGCACUCUGGGACAAGACACUUGAACUAAGGUUCUUGCUGCAAAAGGCUUUCUCAAACUCCAAUAGACUUCCGCAGGAACCAAUAAGAUCUUCUUUUUGUGAUUCUGAGGACAGAGUUAAAGAUGCAUAUUCAGAUCUACUUGCCUCCUCCAGAAAAACCUUGGAUUCUAUACUGGAAUUGCAAGAGGUACUACUUGAGAAUAAUCCAUCAAUUACUCAAUCAAUGGACGUUAAUUCUGGUAAAAGGUUGAAGCUUUCGGAAGGUUCUGUUGAGUCAAAUGGUGAAGUUGAUGAAGAUUGGCAGAAGAUUUCUCAAAUGCAUUCAAGGAUGGCUGCUUUUAGGGACAAAUCGAUAGAUAAAUGGCAGAGAAAGACCCAGGUGACCUCUGGUGCUGCCGCAAUCAAAGGCAAAUUGCAAGCAUUUAAUCAGGACAUUAGUCAACAAGUGGCUGGUUAUAUGAGGGAUCCUAGCAAAAUGAUAAAAGGAAUGCAGCAUAGCAGAUCGGCAGUUGCACUAUUUGGAACUGCUUCAGAUGCUACUGGAAAUGGAGAGGGACCAAACAUGGAUGGUGAUCCCGAGCUUCUGGAUGACUCUGAAUUCUAUCAACAAUUGCUGAAGGAGUUUUUUGAGGCAGUCGAUCCCGCAUCAUCUGAGACGGCAUUCUAUGCAUUGAAGAGAUUGCAAACGAAGAAACGAAAAAUUGUUGAUCGCCGUGCAUCAAAGAGUCGUAAAAUACGGUACAAUAUUCAUGAAAAGAUUGUCAAUUUCAUGGCUCCUCAGCCUGUAAAUCUUCCACCAAUGGCCCCCAAAUUGUUUGAGAAUUUGUUCACAGGCGGCUCUACCCAUAGGCCAACAAAUGUCUUGCAUUAGGCCCCAAAAAUUGAAGGCUCCUAAAUUUUUUUCCUAUUCGAUAUAAAAUAUGUAAUUCAAAUGAUUAUUUCUCUGUACUUAGUAAAUUGUUUUAACCAGUUAUCAGUUCGUAAUCAAUCGUUAACCACAUAGUUCUCA
Nicotiana attenuata is the source of this 1599-nucleotide messenger RNA. RefSeq lists its product as uncharacterized. Gene Ontology annotation, cellular component: nucleolus; nucleus. The coding region runs from base 178 to 1461 and encodes 427 amino acids. The transcript is spliced from 14 exons. Lineage: Eukaryota; Viridiplantae; Streptophyta; Magnoliopsida; Solanales; Solanaceae. The record is from RefSeq and is a predicted model, not a curated record.